AUUUCUCCGGGGCGAUCAGAUUUCACCGACGACGACGACGACGACGAAGGCUUAGUAGCCUUCUCUUUCAAUAGAAUUAACAAAAAGCUUAGAGCGUCAGGUAUAUUAUAGGCAGUAGAUAGAUAGAUAGAUAGAGAGAGAGUGCUCCUUUUCUCAUCUAGUAUUAGGGUUUUAACCAGGAGAGAAUAACCACUACUACACAAGAGAGGUGAAAAAAUGUCGGGUCUCCACCGAUCAUCUAGUUCAUCAAAGAAUAUAGGAAACUGCCUCCCCUCGAAGGAACUUCUUGACGAUCUUUGCAGUCGAUUUGUUUUGAAUGUCCCUGAAGAAGAUCAACAGUCAUUCGAGAGAAUUUUGUUUCUGGUGGAGUAUGCUUAUUGGUACUAUGAAGAUAAUGCUGUAGAAAAUGAUCCAACGCUUAAGUCGCUUUCCUUGAAGGAGUUUACUUCUCUCUUAUUUAACAGCUGUGAUGUGUUGAGACCUUAUGUUGCUAACAUUGAUGACAUUUUUAAAGACUUCACUUCUUACAAGUGUCGAGUUCCGGUCACUGGGGCAAUCAUCCUGGAUGAAACAUAUGAACGGUGUUUGUUGGUGAAGGGAUGGAAAGGGUCAAGUUGGAGCUUUCCCCGAGGGAAGAAGAGUAAGGAUGAAGAAGACUAUGCUUGUGCUAUACGUGAGGUCUUAGAGGAAACUGGAUUUGAUAUCUCAAAGCUACUCAAGAAAGAAGAAUAUAUUGAGUUUACAUUCAGGCAGCAAAGAGUGCGACUUUACAUAGUUGCUGGGGUGACUGAUGAUACAGCUUUUGCACCACAAACAAAGAAGGAAAUCAGUGAAAUUGCAUGGCAUCGGCUUGAUCAUCUUCAGCCAGCAAGUAAUGAGGUGAUAACUCAUGGAGUUGCUGGUCUCAAGUUGUAUAUGGUGGCACCUUUUCUUGCAUCAUUGAAGUCGUGGAUAUCAAAGCAUCCGGCGCCUGUAGCACGGAGACCUGACAAGCCCCUUAAAGCACUCUGCGUGUGGAAUGCAAGGGCUAGUGGUGGAGGAAACUGGACAGCACCAGCAGCAACACCAAUAGCAACAACAACAGCAACAACAGAAAGCUCCAAAAAAAAGCAUGAACCCGACCAUCCUCAGGACUCAAAACCUGUAAACAGUCUAAGAGGCUUCAAGUUCAACACGUCAGCAAUCUUUCAGUCCCUGUGAAAUUUAGUUUUCUCAGCUUAACUAGUCAGUCAUGUAUUAUGGGUGGGGAGCUAUAAUGCAAUAGCACUGGUGGGUUUGUGUAUAGCAAAACCGUUGGAUAUGUUAAUACGCUCGUACCUUUUUGAUUUGUUCGCUAUUUGGUUUAUGCCUCUCGUUUCUUUUAGAAAUAAAAGAUUGUUGUACA
Molecule: messenger RNA, 1384 nt
Organism: Eutrema salsugineum
Lineage: Eukaryota; Viridiplantae; Streptophyta; Magnoliopsida; Brassicales; Brassicaceae
Product: mRNA-decapping enzyme subunit 2
Exons: 8
Coding region: 217-1200 (327 amino acids)
Biological process (GO): nuclear-transcribed mRNA catabolic process, nonsense-mediated decay; deadenylation-dependent decapping of nuclear-transcribed mRNA
Cellular component (GO): cytoplasm
Molecular function (GO): manganese ion binding; 5'-(N(7)-methylguanosine 5'-triphospho)-[mRNA] hydrolase activity; RNA binding
Source: RefSeq, a predicted model, not a curated record